UAAAUUCCCGCCAAAGCAUUCAUAGUCUUCUUUUUCGCUGUCGACACGUAUUGGGGACCCACGUAUUGAUAUUCUUUGUUCGCAAGUUCAUGUAUCUCGGUAGAAUUUCCAUCUCCUAAAGCAGCUAUCUGUUUCAGUUUGUAGGGUGUUCGUGCAGAUCACUGGAUUGCAUAAGAUGUAUGGAAAAAAAGGGAGUGAGCUAGUCAAAGAACUUGCUGAUGGUGAACCUGGGCAGCUUGCAGCUUACAAUAGUGAUCUGUUUACUCAAGUAAUUGAAGAAUGUAAUAGCCAUUUCCUUCAUCUUGAAUCCCUGCUUAGGUCUGGUCCCGUUGAAAGUUCUACUAGCCAACCAUCUGAAGAUGCUGAUUACUAUGGUUCUCUGAUUCAUCUCCGGUCUUUAAUCCGCAAUAAACGCUGUCUGAUGGCUUAUGUAUACAAUCGAGCAGAAGUUAUUCGUAGUUUAGGAUGGACCCUUGAGCGGGUACUCCCAGAAGAAAUUGAGGAGAAGCUGAGUAGUUCAGAGAAGGAGUAUUUCAAGAAUCAUUCUAAAGCUAUACAGGAGUACAUGUCAAAACUUGAUCUUGACUUGGGAGUGGAUAUGGUGCCACCGAAAGAUCCCUACAUCAAAGUGAGGGUCCUCGAGGACAUUGGUACUGUUGUGCUGAGUGAUCAGUUAGCUAACCUAGCUCGGCAUGCAAUUCUGUUUCUUAGAAGAACUGACGCAGAGCAGUAUAUAGCGCAGGGCUUAAUGGAGGAGCUCACAAGUUGAUUGGUGGUUUUUUUUUUUUUUUUUAAUAAUUCAUUGACAUACAAAGAUAUCACUGUUACCAUGACUAUAGAGUGUGUGUGACUGCAGGGAGCUGACGAAUUAGUUCCUAGAGAUUGCUAGUGGCUUCUGUAAUUGUAAUUGAUGGUAAUUUAUGGAGUGUAUAAAACUGUUUACCUCACAAAAUAGGAACAGGUGAUAAUAUUCUAAAACUUGUUCAGUAAAGCCAAGCCUUUAAAGGCUCGACCAAUGUUGGGCCUAAGUGUUUUCA
This is a messenger RNA of Ipomoea nil (Japanese morning glory), 1037 nucleotides long. Its product is annotated as probable DNA replication complex GINS protein PSF1. NCBI's taxonomy places the organism in Eukaryota, Viridiplantae, Streptophyta, Magnoliopsida, Solanales, Convolvulaceae. The coding region runs from base 176 to 769 and encodes 197 amino acids. Gene Ontology annotation, cellular component: GINS complex. The transcript is spliced from 7 exons. Gene Ontology annotation, biological process: DNA strand elongation involved in mitotic DNA replication; DNA replication. The record is from RefSeq and is a predicted model, not a curated record.